UCUUUGAUGUUCAACGAGAUCUCUUUUCAAAAAAUAAAAAAAGGCAAGAUGAAAGCAAUUCAUAAAUAUAUAUAGGGAAAAAGAGAAAAGGCAUCCAACCCUAAUUUCUUUAUCUUCUCCAACUCCAUUUCUUGCUCUUAAGGCCACACAAUAUCUUUCUAUUGCUAACCCACAAAAGAUCAAUGAAGAUCGACAUAAAGGAAUCUAAUCUGAUACAUCAAGCUGAAGAUUUGCCUAAUAAUCAGCACCAGUGGCUCUCUAAUUUAGAUCGAAUCCAUGAAAGAAACAACAUUCCUACAGUGUACUUCUACAAGGCAGCUGAUCAUCCAAUCUCCUUUGAAUCUAAAGUGCUAAAGGAAGCUUUGAGCAAAGUUCUUGUGCCGUUUUAUCCGGUGGCCGGAAGGUUAGGAAGAGAUAACAAAGGUAGACUUGAAAUUGUUUGUAAUAAUGAAGGUGUGUUGUUCAUAGAGGCUGAAACAGACUCUGAAUUAGAUGAAGUUGGUGACUUGAUGCCCGUGGAAGUUUCUCAACUCAUUCCUUCAGUUGAUUAUUCACAAGGCAUUUCUUCUUUCCCAAUUCUUGCUGUUCAGGUCACUAAGUUUAAAUGUGGUGGACUAUCUCUCGGACUUCGCUUUCAUCACAUAUUAGCAGAUGGUUUUGGGGCUCUCCAUUUUAUAAACACAUGGUGUGAUGUUGCACGAGGACUCUCCAUUACAAUGCCACCGUUCAUUGAUAGAACCAUUCUUCGCUGUAGAGCUCCACCAACCCCAACAUUUGAACAUGCUGAGUAUGAUAAGCCACUUUCCAUGAACUCUGCCACACAAAUCCUAACAUCACAACAAAAUUGUAUUCAAAUAUUUAAGAUCACACUUCAACAACUUGAAACCUUGAAAAACAAAGUAAAGAAUGCUGAUGGAAAAACAAAGUACACUACCUAUGAGAUCUUAACUGCACAUAUAUGGCGUUGCACAUGCAAAGCACGCGCUUUAUCUAAUAAUCAACCAAUCAAGUUAUUCAUACCCAUUAAUGGUCGGUCUAGAUUGCAUCCUCCACUUCCUCCUAACUUUUUUGGUAAUGUAAUAUUUUCAGCAACACUAUUUGCUUUAUCCGGUGAGAUUUUAUCAGAGACACUAAAAAACACUGUUGAAAGAAUUGACAAAAAGAUAAAGAGGAUAGAUGAUGAGUAUAUGAGAUCGGCCAUCGAUUACUUGGAAGUAAUGGAUGACCUAACCCCUAUCUUGCGAGGCGCUAAUACUUGUCGAUGCCCAAACCUUAACAUUGUUAGUUGGAUGAGGCUGCCUUUCUAUGAUGCUGAUUUUGGUAUGGGAAAACCCAUAAUUGUGAGGCCUGCAAAUCCACUUGAAGGCAAGGUAUACAUAAUGCAAACUCCAAGUGAUGAUGGAAGUUGGCAGUUGGCCAUAUGUCUACUGGCAGAUCACAUGCAAUCCUUCCAAAGGUUGUUUUAUGAAUUUUGAUUUCUUAUGCAAGUUUGUAUUGCUAUGAGUUUUAUGUAUGCAAUGAUCUACAUCACUCUCUUCUUUCCACUUCAACUGAACAUUCCAAUUAUGUUAGAUGUCAUGUUUUGAGAUAAUGAGCUUUUUUAUAAUUAUGGAAACUUGAUAAUUUUUUCCAUUUUAGAUUGUUUCGAGUAUAACACAAAGGCAACCCUAAUAGUAUUAUAUUGUAUAUAUUUUUUAUAUGUUGAUUCUAGAAACUUUUUUAA
Manihot esculenta (cassava) is the source of this 1723-nucleotide messenger RNA. Its product is annotated as shikimate O-hydroxycinnamoyltransferase-like. Bases 183 to 1475 code for a protein of 430 amino acids. NCBI's taxonomy places the organism in Eukaryota, Viridiplantae, Streptophyta, Magnoliopsida, Malpighiales, Euphorbiaceae. The record is from RefSeq and is a predicted model, not a curated record. The transcript is spliced from 3 exons. Gene Ontology annotation, molecular function: acyltransferase activity, transferring groups other than amino-acyl groups.